Messenger RNA from Limulus polyphemus (Atlantic horseshoe crab), 1235 nucleotides. RefSeq names its product delta-1-pyrroline-5-carboxylate synthase-like. The transcript has 5 exons. The record is from RefSeq and is a predicted model, not a curated record. Gene Ontology annotation, molecular function: glutamate-5-semialdehyde dehydrogenase (NADP+) activity; kinase activity; ATP binding. Bases 303 to 1235 code for a protein of 310 amino acids. NCBI's taxonomy places the organism in Eukaryota, Metazoa, Arthropoda, Merostomata, Xiphosura, Limulidae. Gene Ontology annotation, cellular component: mitochondrion.
UGUACUUUGUCAGUGUUUUCAAACUUUCUUACAAAAGUAGACCCAUCAAAACGUUGUUAUUUCUGUGGUGUUCAUUUCUAUUUAUACACAACGCCACAUUAUUAGUUUACAACAAUUUAUAUUCGUAAAGAAUCGGCAGAAGUAAGGAUCACAGACUUAUUAUAGAUAACUUGAAAAAAAUAGAAUAGUUAUUUCUACCACAAGUUUUGUCAGAACUGAUUCAUUAUCAGUUUUCUGUGUUCAAAUUCCAACUAUUGUCUCGCCUGUACUUGAAACUCGAGCAGACUAGUGUCAUCACCGUCAUGGCAACUUCCAUGAAGAUUAUAGUAAAAAGUGAUAUUGGGGUGUCCUUGGGUUACAAAAGUCACUUGUUCAGAGGAGCACGUGGCUUUCGCUCCCAUUCGAAUACAAGCCGUCAACGAAAGUUCACAUCUAAGCUCCGAGUGUUCGGCAAGCCUGUAAUAACUCACUCACGGAUUGAAAUGGCGUUCCAUCUGUUGAACAGAACAGGCCUACGUUUUGUGCAAGAAGGAAAGAAAGGGUUAGCUUCCAUACGAGAUAGUAUUACGAGGGAUUUGCAAUCGAGUUCCAUAAAGAACGCAUAUUCGUAUCGUAGUGAACUCCAAUCCUCCAAACGAAUUGUAGUUAAACUUGGAUCAGCCGUUAUCACUCGGAAAGAUCAGUCUGGUCUGGCUCUUGGAAGACUUGCUUCAAUUAUUGAGCAGGUGUCUCAACUUCAAAAUGAAGGCAAAGAAAUGCUAAUAGUCACAAGUGGAUCGGUUGCCUUUGGUAAACAAAAGCUGAGAGCCGAGGCCCGUAUGUCAAUGUCAAUGAGAGAGACUCUUUCUCCAAAGGAUCACUUUACCCAGAGCAGAGCUAUAAUCAGCCAUCCAGACGUUCGUGCUGCAGCUGCAGUAGGACAAAGUGGGCUUAUGGCGUUAUAUGAUGCCAUGUUUUCACAGUACGGAGUCAACAUUGCUCAAGUAAGAGCGGAAGUUGGGAUCAGCACAGCAAGGAUCCAUGCUAGGGGACCAGUCGGCGUCGAGGGCCUGUUAACGACAAAGUGGAUACUGGAAGGUAGUGGAAACGUCGUUAGUGACUUUGCAGAGGGUGGAUCCAUGAAGUAUCUUCACGAGACCUUGCCUUUAGAAAAUGGUAAUCUUGAAGAAGUUGAAGGUGCAAGGCAUGAUUCUAUAGUAGAGACUGUCGCUGAUCGACCCAGUGACCCGAACUGA